Molecule: messenger RNA, 1933 nt
Organism: Candoia aspera
Lineage: Eukaryota; Metazoa; Chordata; Lepidosauria; Squamata; Candoiidae
Gene: SAAL1
Product: serum amyloid A like 1
Exons: 12
Coding region: 63-1466 (467 amino acids)
Biological process (GO): positive regulation of synoviocyte proliferation
Cellular component (GO): nucleoplasm
Source: RefSeq, a predicted model, not a curated record
UUGUUAUUUGUACUCUUUUUUAGGAAUCUUUCAAUCUAUUAAUAGGAGAGCAUUGCAUAAAUAUGGACAGAAAUCCUUCACCCCCCUCAAGUGAUUCAGAGGAGGAGGAAGUGGCUGCUGGGGAUUCCAUUGGAAAUACAGUCUACAGCAAACACUGGCUGUUUAGUGUGCUUACAAAAUUAAUUGAGGAUGCUUCAGAACUGGACAAUGUAGAAGAACCAAUGGAACUAGAUGAAGAGAUGGAGAAUGAUAUUUGCAAAGUAUGGGACAUGUCAAUGGAUAAGGAUGUUGCUUUAUUUUUACAAGAGUUUAAAGCCCCUGAUAUAUUUAUGAUGGUUCUUGCAAAGUCCAAGUGUCCUCGACUUACUGAAAUCUGUGUGGGUAUUCUGGGAAAUAUGGCCUGUUGCCAAGAUACAUGCAUAUCUAUUAGUAAAGAUGAGAACCUUGGACAAAUAGUGCUGCGACGUUUAUGUGAUUCUGAUUCCCCUACUCUGCUUGAAACAAGCCGCUUAUUGUUGACUUGCCUCUGUCAAUCUGAGGUGGCUAAUAUUUGGGUGGAGAGAAUCCGACAAAGUCCAUCUGUCUAUGACUGUUUCUGCUUUAUCAUGUCUAGUUCUACAAAUGUGGAGUUACUUGUGAAAGUUGGUGAGGUGGUUGAUAAGUUGUUUGACUUGGAUGAAGAAUUAAUGAUAAAUUGGAUUAAAAAAGAUUCUUGUCCAUCAGUGGGACAGCCCACAGAUGAUUCUCCAGAUGAACUUCCUGAUUUUAAGAUUAUACCUUGUCUGCUUGAAGCUGCAAAACAAGUUUGCUCAGAUAACAAUUCCGAAGGACUUGAAGUUUAUAUGCAUAUUCUACAGCUGCUCACUACUGUGGAUGAAGGCAUUCAAACAAUUGUAAAGUCUCCUGAUAGAGGAAAGGAAACAUGGAGCUUGCUAUAUAAUCUCUUUUGCAAUGAACUCUGCCAGCCAGAUGAUCCACCAAUUAUUGUUCAAGAACAGAAGACCGUGUUGGCUUCUAUUUUAUCUGUGCUAUCAGCCAUCUUUGCUUCACAGACAGAACAGGACUAUGUCAAGAUGGAAAAGAAUAUGGCUCUGAUUGACAGUGUGAUUAGAGUGUUACAAAAUAUGAAUGAAUGUGGGAAGAGAUCUGUAGAUAGCUCAAACAAAUCCAAGUCAGAAGAGUGUGAGAAGUUGGAAAUAGGUGAUGAAGAUUUCCAUUUAAAAAUUUUGAAGGACAUCUGUUGUGAAUUACUCUCCAAUAUGCUUCAGGAACUAUCAGAGGAAAACAUAUUGGAGGGGCUCAAGCAAGGUCAUAUAAAUGAACAGAAAUGUUCCUGUGCAUUUCAAAAUCUCCUCCCAUUUUAUUCAUCUUCGGUGGAGAGUUUUCUUGAAGUGCUGCAUGGAGCAGAUCAGACUCUUGCUGAAAGCUUGAGCAAAAGCUUCCCAAGUCUGAAACUCCAGACAUAGGCGCAUGUGUCUACUUUGUUGGAGGAAAUUGUGUAUAAUUUGUUUCUGUUUGAAGAAAGCAGUGGGUAAAGAAUUCCAAACACACUGAAACCUAGAUGAGAAUCAUUUGGAAUAGAAGUGAUAGAAAAUGGCCUGAAAAACAAACUCCCUGAAGACUGACAUCUGCAGCUCUGCAGUUUUAAGUGCUGUAGAUGGUGUCAAAAUGCAACAUAAUUUUAUAUGUUAGUAGCUAUUGAGGUUGUAAAUUUCAACUAAAAAUGAACGAUGCUUCAUCUAGUCUGAAAAAGUUGUCCUUUCUCCCCUAUUAUUGGUAACAGAUUUUUUACAGAGAAUAAUUCGGUUGCUUUGGUUUUGUUUCUCUUACGGAGUUAAAAAAGAUGAUUCAGAAAGUUGUACCAAGAUAAACCUUAACGUUAUAGUAACAUCCCAAACUGGACAUUUUUGUAACUAGUAAACAAGUAUUCUGA